Molecule: messenger RNA, 1363 nt
Organism: Caenorhabditis sp. 36 PRJEB53466
Lineage: Eukaryota; Metazoa; Nematoda; Chromadorea; Rhabditida; Rhabditidae
Source: the annotation of a GenBank genome assembly
AUGUCGUCUGUUCAAAACGAAAAUGAUGCCGUCGAGAGACUCGGAAAUUUACGUUUGGAGACUCAUGAUGAGAGGGAAGAGGAGAACUUGAAAGAGGAAGAAAACGAGGGAGGAAAGGAGGACGAGACUCUUGCUGAAACUGUUGGAGGUAAGGAAAUAGACAACGGGGACAGAUGGAUCUAAUUAUUUGUUUAAUUAGCAACCCUCCAACUAGUAAACUGAUAUUCCUUGAGUUUUUAUCUGAAGCUAGCGUAAGCACGCAGUCAAAGUUGUGGUCGUGGCCUAGAAAAUACCCGGCCAAGUUAUCUUUUCCGGGUUUUUUUUUUGCGCUUGGCACAAUCUUCAGACGUUUCCAGACAUUUACACACAUUGGCAGCCAUACAGAGUGCAAUAGAGUCAAAUAGCUGACGCGGAAGAGUUUUCACACCUGAAUUUCCUAGGCCACGACGACACUUUUGACUGCGCACUGUUCCGUUCAUCAGUUUUUUUUCUGAGAAUUAGGAUUCGGAUCAGGGCUGGGCAAUUGGCCGGCACGGGCUUUUCGUUGGCCGGUCCUUGACCUGAACCUUUGAACCACUUGCAAUAUUCCGAUCAGACCCAAACUUUGCAGGCUUCUUGGACAUUAGUUGAAGCAUACUGGGACCAAGUUUCAGCCCGAUCGGAUCAUCUGGUCCUGAGAUAUGUGGAUCAUUGGCCGAAAUCGGCCGGAAGCCCGCGCUUUUUGGAAAAAAUCGGCCAAUGAUCCACAUAUCAAGGGACCCGACUACCCGAUCGGGCUGAAACUUGAUCCCAAUGACUCUCAAUCCAAGUCCAACAAUCCGGGAAAGUUUGGGUCCGAUCGGAAUAUCGCAAGUGGUUCAAAUGUCCAGGUCAAUGGUCGGCCAACGAAAAGCCCGGGCCGGCCAAUUGCCCAGCCCUGAUUCGGAUAGUUAAAGUAGCAGUAAAAGACAAGUCAGACAGACGCAUGAACUCGGAGGGUGCCCUGGCAUAGCCCAAACUGAAUUCUGAGGCAAUCCUUUCUUCAGAACCUUCUACCAAUUCGAAAACUCCAGAGGAUCUUGUCAACGGAGAGAACUCAAUGUACGUCAAACUGGUGAGCUCGGACGGACACGAGUUCUUCAUCAGGCGAGAACUUGUCACGCACUCGGAGGUCUUCCGCAACAUGCUCGACUGUCCGACCAACAACGCCGACCGCAACACCAUUUACCUGGACAUGCUCACUUCGCCUAUUGUCCGUCGCAUCUGCCUCUUCUUCCACUAUCGCGUUCAGUUCACCAAGAAGAACGGCAACAUCGAGGACUUCGACAUCCCGCCAGAGGAGGCCAUUGAAGUACUUCUCGCGUCAAACUUCUUCGAUCUGUGA